Molecule: messenger RNA, 216 nt
Organism: Suillus fuscotomentosus
Lineage: Eukaryota; Fungi; Basidiomycota; Agaricomycetes; Boletales; Suillaceae
Exons: 2
Source: RefSeq, a predicted model, not a curated record
UUCAUCUAUGGAUGGGGACAUACUAUUAACAGCUCAAAAGUACAGACACUUCUUGGAGCAGGAUCGUGGGUACCGACCAUUAACGUGUUUGUUGAAAAGCUUGGUCCGUUAGGAUUAGAUACUUUUCGCAUGCUCGUCGUCGAUUUCAUGCACGAAUGCGAGCUGGGCACAUGGAAGGCCUUGUUUACGCAUCUCAUCUGUCUGCUUUAUGCAUUC